Molecule: messenger RNA, 1434 nt
Organism: Erythranthe guttata (spotted monkey flower)
Lineage: Eukaryota; Viridiplantae; Streptophyta; Magnoliopsida; Lamiales; Phrymaceae
Product: cytochrome P450 CYP72A219
Molecular function (GO): iron ion binding; heme binding; oxidoreductase activity, acting on paired donors, with incorporation or reduction of molecular oxygen
Source: RefSeq, a predicted model, not a curated record
AUGAAAGGGAAUUCUUACAAGUUACUAUUCGGGGAUUCGAAAGAGACGAGUCUCAUGUACGAAGAAGCCUACUCCAAACCCAUUGGUCUUAACGACGAUAUUACGCCACGUGUCAUGCCCAAUAUUCUCCACACCGUACAGAAAUACGGCAACUAUUCAUUCUUAUGGAUGGGGCCUAGACCGCGUAUUUUCAUAAACGAUCCAGCUAUUGGAAGAAGCGUGCUUACGAAAAACCGUUUGUUUAUAAAGACGUUUAGCAUAGCUAACCGUGCGGUUCAGUUACUAGUCGAUGGGCUAGCCAAUGCAGAGGGGGCGGAAUGGACUAAAUCCAGAUCCAUGUUCAACCCUCUUUUCAAUAUGGACAAGUUAAAGCCAAUGAUGCCUGCAAUUCAAUCGUGCUGUGAGGAUAAAAUCAAGGAAUGGAAACGAAUUACUACCAACGAAAAUGGUUCGUGCGAGGUUGAUGUGUUUUCCGAUAGCCGAAUUGUCACAAGUGCAAUAAUGGCUCAAUUAAUGUUUAGCUCUACUUACACCGAAGAGAUCAAGAACACUUUCCUUCAACUCGGGGAGCUCGGAGUUUUAGCAAGGCUAGCUUCCAAACUACUAAACAUUCCCGGAGAAGAGUACUUGCCGACCCAGUCGAAUCGGAGGGUCAAGGAAAUCGAGAAAUACGUUAGGGUUUCGAUAACCACUAUGAUUCACGAUAGACUAAAGAGUCAAACAUCGGCACCAAGUAGUAAUAGGGAUUUAUUGGAUGUGUUAUUGAGCGAAUUGUAUAGUGGAAAUGUUACAAAGGAAAGUGAGCGUAAAAAGAUUAUCGAAAACGCCGUUGGAGAAUGUAGGGUUUUCUUCUUCGGCGGUUUUGAGACGAGUUCUAACCUGUUGACUUGGGUCAUGGUUUUACUCUCGUUUCACCAAGACUGGCAAGCACGCGCUAGAGAAGAGGUUUUACAUGUGUUGGGCAACAGGAAAAGCAUCACUUCCGACGACUUGAGCAAGAUGAAAAUUAUGACGAUGAUUAUAAACGAGACGAUGCGUUUGUACCCACCGGUGAUGGAAAUAUCUAGACUGGUGGCCGAAGAUACAAAGAUAAAUGAACUUAGCAUACCAAAGGACUCACUAGUCACAUUUCCGGUACUUAUGUUUCAUCGAAACACUGAGAUAUGGGGAGAAGACGCCGGAGAAUUCCGACCCGACAGGUUCGCGGAGGGGGUGUUGAAAGCAGCUAAUGGGAAUGUGGCUUAUAUGCCUUUCGGGUGGGGCCCACGCAUUUGCAUCGGCAUGAACUUUGCACUUAUGGAGGUCAAAACAUUUCUCGCAAUGGCUUUGCGUGAUUUCACGCUCGAGCUCUCGCCGACUUACACGCACGCUCCGGUCGUUGCUAUUACCGUGCAACUGCAGUUUGGCGCUCCGAUCGUGCUUACCAAAAUCUAG